Molecule: messenger RNA, 489 nt
Organism: Beta vulgaris subsp. vulgaris (sugar beet)
Lineage: Eukaryota; Viridiplantae; Streptophyta; Magnoliopsida; Caryophyllales; Amaranthaceae
Product: bidirectional sugar transporter SWEET7b-like
Exons: 1
Coding region: 1-489 (162 amino acids)
Biological process (GO): carbohydrate transport
Cellular component (GO): membrane
Molecular function (GO): sugar transmembrane transporter activity
Source: RefSeq, a predicted model, not a curated record
AUGGUGAAUCCAGAUAUUAUUCGUAGUGUUCUUGGAAUAAUUGGGAAUGUCACUUCUUUCUUCCUCUUCCUUUCCCCGGCGCCUACAAUAUGGAGAAUAUGGAAGAAUAAAUCAGUGGAGGAAUUCCAAUUUCACACAAUUGUGGCGGGAAUAAUCAACUGUAUUAUGUGGGUUUUUUACUCAAUGCCAUUUGUACAUCCACAUAGCAUUCUUGAUACAACCAUCAAUAGUGUUGGGCUGGUUACGUACAUACGCUACAACUUGAUAUACUUGAGGUACUCUGACAACAAGAAAAGGAAAGCAAUGGUGCUGUAUUAUCUCGUCGAGGUGUUGUUUUUGGCUGCCUUAAUAUGCAUCGCAAUCCUAGUAUUCCACAGUCAUACUUCGCUGUCUAACUUUGUUGGGAUCUUUUGUGAUGUCUUUGGGAUCAUUCUCUAUGGUUCACCUCUUACUGUUAUGUUUGCCACUGAUCUUCCAUUUUGGACUUGA